AUGGAAUUGAAUAUUGAAGAAAUUUCAGCGAACCACAGUUUUGUCUUGUUAUGGUGUAAAAGCACCGAUGGUUCGGAAAGAAGGUCCAUCAAUGGUGAUUUUAUUCAUGCGAAUGUUGAUAUUGAUUCAAUCAUUUCGGAGGAGUCUGAAUAUGGUUCUAUUGAAAAGCCUGUGAAAAUUCUAUUUGUUGGAAAAGGUAGCACAAUUCGUCCUGACUGGUUGAUAGUUGGUUCCCAAUUGACCAACAUUAAUUUCAAUACCGACAUAUACAGUGGAUAUUUCGCAUCCAAUCAAACAACAACCAGUUGCACGGAGAAAAUAGAAGCUUUGAGACCAAAGUCUCCACCUUCAAAGGACAAGGUCACGGAACGAGGUCGUUGUGCUUUCAAUUGUAGAAGUCGUGGAAAAAAAAGAUUAAAUUCAGGUGCAUCAAUGUCGAUUCAAAUUUGA
Molecule: messenger RNA, 450 nt
Organism: Cotesia congregata
Lineage: Eukaryota; Metazoa; Arthropoda; Insecta; Hymenoptera; Braconidae
Source: the annotation of a GenBank genome assembly